UCUAUGUUGUCUUCUUAUGUGGAGUCCUUGGAAAAAGAAAGAUUCUUUUGACUCCAGAAGAGCGUUAGACAAGCAGCUGAUCCAUUGAUUCAUUGCAACACAUGAAAAAAGAAUUUUCUGGUUACAAAGCUCGAUCAGCAGAAUUUAUUGUAGACAUGGAACACAAAUAUGACCGGAGAAGUGAACUGAAGGCAUUUGAUGAGUCAAAAGCUGGGGUAAAGGGACUUGUGGAUUCUGGGGUAGCAAAGAUCCCGCGGAUAUUCGUCCAUGAUGAGCAACAUCAGCAAAAUUACGACUACUCAGGUUCCAGCUGGGUCCCCAAGUUCAGCAUUCCGAUCAUAGAUUUCCAAGGCAUCAAUGGAGAUGCUAGUCUGCGUGCGAAGGUAGUUAACGAAGUCAGAGUUGCAUGUGAAAAUUGGGGUUUCUUUCAGGCAGUCAAUCAUGGAGUUGAGGUCUCUGUGCUGGAUGAGAUGAUCGAUGGGGUACGCAGAUUUCACGAGCAAGAGCAUGCGGUUAAGAGUGUAUUUUAUACACGCGAUGAAACGAGAAAGGUGACAUACAACACCAAUUUCGAUUUCUACCAAGCACCAGCAGCUAAUUGGAGGGAUACCCUAUACUGUGCUAUGGCUCCUUCUCCACCCGACCCUGAAGAAUUUCCCCAAGUAUGCAGAGAUAUAACGAUUAAUUACUCGAAGAAAGUAAUGAGAUUAGGCCUUACUAUACUCGAGUUGCUGUCGGAAGCUCUUGGACUUAAAUCGAACCACCUCAAAGACAUGGGUUGCGCUGAGGGACUUUAUGUUUUAGGACAUUACUAUCCAGCAUGCCCCGAACCAGACUUGACUUUAGGCCUCAGCCGACACACUGACAGUGCCUUCCUCACGGUGGUUUUACAAGACCAAAUGGGUGGCCUUCAAGUCCUCCAUGAGAAUCAAUGGAUGGAUGUUAACCCCAUCCCGGGAUCUCUGGUUCUAAACCUGGGAGAUAUGAUGCAGUUUCCAUGUGUUUUUGUGCAGUUAAUCUCCAACGAUAAGUUCAAAAGCGUGUUUCACAGAGUACUGGCAAAGAAUGUAGGUCCAAGAAUAUCCGUGGCUAGUUUUUUCAGAACACAUUUCAAACAAGAGACUUAUACCCCCAGGCUGUAUGGACCGAUAAAGGAGCUGCUAUCAGAAGAAAACGCCCCAAUCUACAGGGAAACCACCAUAAAAGAUUAUGUUGCUUAUAUCUACUCGAAACGACUCGACGGGACCUCCGGACUUGAACAUUUCAAACUUUGAAGUUUGUCAUCCCUGCAUGUUUGGGCUUAGCUGUGGCGGCUUAUAGAGUUGAUUAUGGUUCAUCUCCAUUCUUUGAGCUUCAACUCUGACCUUUAACGUUUGCUGCUAGUGUAUUUUUGCAAUUCCCAACUUUGCUCUGCUUGUCCAUGCUCCGCUCCAUAUUCUUAGGCGAGGUUUAGAUAAUGAGUUGAGAUAA
Juglans regia (Persian walnut) is the source of this 1470-nucleotide messenger RNA. Its product is annotated as 1-aminocyclopropane-1-carboxylate oxidase homolog 1-like. NCBI's taxonomy places the organism in Eukaryota, Viridiplantae, Streptophyta, Magnoliopsida, Fagales, Juglandaceae. The transcript is spliced from 3 exons. Bases 102 to 1274 code for a protein of 390 amino acids. The record is from RefSeq and is a predicted model, not a curated record.